UAUCAGUCACCCGGACGAGUCACAGUACCGCUCGCACACGAACCACACCGCUAUCGGAUCGGAGAAGCAUUGGCCUGGCAAAACUGAAAAAGGCAAAGAAAUAAAGCUCGAAGAACGCUCGGUGACGAUAACGUGCGCCCCCGAAGAAACUCCCUAGUAGUAAUCAAGCGUGCAAGUGUGCCACAGUCUUGCAUUAGCUCUGGACCGGAACGGGGCAGAACCACAGCAGCGGGACGCGAUUGUGAUCCUCCGAUCGGUCGACAACCCACCGUUUUUUUUGAAGGCGCAUCUGUGCGUAACAUCGCUUAGAGGAUCACCAAUUCUUCCCACACAAACAACUAGACGCUAUGACGUUCAGAAAGCAUCGCUGGUUGGUACUGGCCCAAUUUGCAUCGGUGCUACUCGCGGUGUCUCAGCUGGCCGGAACAGAUGCGUCGUACGAAUACGAUGACUAUACCCAGGAGGGAACCAUCGAGGAAGUCGUCCAGUUCGCACGAUCUACACCGGAAAGCAAAAGUUACGUAGUGUCGGUGGUAGAAUUCCAUCCCGAACCAAUGACGAUGCCCGCCGCAGUGCGGACCGAUCUACAUCUAGCAGAGUACGGUCGUCUAAUACGAUCACCGGAAGCGAAGCCCGCCGAUAUUAUAGUGUUCCCGGAGCUAACGCUCAACACCCUCUCCGAUACAGUAUUCGUGCCCGAUCCGGCGCAUCGCAUUGCACCGUGUGACGAUCACGGUACCAUUCUAGUCACCCUGUCCUGUCUCGCGCGGGAAGUACGCAAAUAUCUGGUGAUCAACCUGUCGGAACAGUACUACCUACAGCAGCAGGGCAGAACCGUCCUGUACAACACGGAUGUCGUGUUUGAUCGGAACGGUACGGUUAUCGCGCGGUACCGCAAGUACAACCUGUUCAAGGAGCCGGGAACGAGCGUAACACCGUUACCGGAGUUGGUCAGCUUCGAGACUGAUUUUGGUGUACAUUUUGGGGUGUUCACCUGCUUCGACAUUCUGUUUGCGCUGCCAACGCUAGAGCUCGUUAAGCACGGAUUGCGAGACUUUGUGUUUCCCGCCUUUUGGACGUCGGAGCCCCCAUUUCUCGCCUCGACACAGAUCUUCGAAAGCUGGGCUUAUGCAAACGAUGCUAACCUGAUCGUUGCCGGUACGAAUUAUGGUCCAUCUGGCGCAACCGGAACCGGUGUGUUCAAUGGUCGCAACGGAGCACUGUUAGCACACUACACGGGUGAAGCUACACGUGCUCUAUACACAGUGACUGUGCCCAAGUCUGGAGCGGGCACCACUGCCCGAUAUCACUCUCAGACGAGCGAUGUGCUGGAGGUGCCAAUAGCAGAACCGAGUGGACAUCGCAUACCGGGUGGUGAAUAUGAAAACGUUCGCUUGGGUCGAGACUUUCUGGAGCAGUUCACCACAAUCCAGCUGAAUCCGAACUGGGAACAGGAAACGAUCGGUCAGAUCGUGUGCAGUGGAAUGUUUUGCUGUGACUUUACCGUGAGCUUAACGUUGGAUGCUGGGCGCGAACUAACCCACCACUAUCGGUUCGCGGUGUACGAUGGCGUACGUACCUUCCAGGGCUUUGCCGACGCACACGUGUCAAUAUGUGGCGUAAUUGCGUGCGCGAACCAAAGCAUUGCGAGCUGUGGACUAAUGUUGGAACACAAUUCGGAGUACCUGCAGUUUAACUCUAUCUCCAUUUCGGGACAAUUUAUCGCAAACGGUACGCUGGCGAUGCCUAAUACUCUCGACAUGCGCAUGUACUCGUACGAUGCUAGUCACUACAGCUUUACGGCCGAUGUCAACUAUUCCUCCAACAGCCAGAUUGUGACGAUGAACCUAACUACUCCGAUCAGCGACAUGCAAACGUUCGGUAUCUAUGCGUUCAACCACAAAGAGUUUGAAUUCUACAACCCGAUUCAACUGCCCGGCGACGACACUUCAAUACCGGACCAAGACGGUGAUGGUGGUGCUACCACGGGUGCAAAACCCUCAGCAAUUGCACUUCUGUUUCUGGGAGCUCUACUCACAUCCUGGCACUUGAUGACAUUCAAGAAGAUGGCGUAUGUUUAAUACCGACAUGAAGGGGUACCGAACCAUUUUUCCUUGCAACUUCAAAGUUCCUGUACAGUAUUUUCGGCCAAGCCUUCGAACCCCAAGCACAAUCACGCUUGAUGAUAACACGCUGUGCCAUCGCAUUCGUCAGUAAUUAGUGUAUUUACAGUUACGAGAAGCCAACUAAAUGUAGAGCAAGUACCAAAAACUCACACUACCAUUCUUGUUCGCAGUGGUGUACGAGAAGUAUGUCAAGGGCACCUGUUUUUAGAAGAAAAUUGUUGUGAUAACUAACUACGUUGAAGGUGCUUGUGAAUAUCUAGAAUAAGUACACCGAUUAUGGACCAUCUCAUUGUACCUCUGUGUUUUCAUAUGCAAUCACUAUUGGCUGGAUUUAUUUGCCCAGCUACUUAAUGUCUACAAAUGGUGUUUGUGCAAAUGAAGAUAUAUUUUUCUAUGUGCUAUACCGUAUCAAAACGAAUUAUUUCUACAACCAAUUAGUGACAAAGCCAUUGUUUUGAAAUUU
Anopheles moucheti is the source of this 2589-nucleotide messenger RNA. Its product is annotated as vanin-like protein 2. NCBI's taxonomy places the organism in Eukaryota, Metazoa, Arthropoda, Insecta, Diptera, Culicidae. Gene Ontology annotation, molecular function: hydrolase activity, acting on carbon-nitrogen (but not peptide) bonds, in linear amides. Bases 348 to 2081 code for a protein of 577 amino acids. The transcript is spliced from 3 exons. The record is from RefSeq and is a predicted model, not a curated record.